Calidris pugnax (ruff) is the source of this 2148-nucleotide messenger RNA. It is a transcript of the gene PROX2, whose product is annotated as prospero homeobox 2. Gene Ontology annotation, biological process: regulation of transcription by RNA polymerase II. The coding region runs from base 1 to 2148 and encodes 715 amino acids. The record is from RefSeq and is a predicted model, not a curated record. Gene Ontology annotation, cellular component: nucleus. NCBI's taxonomy places the organism in Eukaryota, Metazoa, Chordata, Aves, Charadriiformes, Scolopacidae. Gene Ontology annotation, molecular function: DNA-binding transcription factor activity, RNA polymerase II-specific; RNA polymerase II cis-regulatory region sequence-specific DNA binding. The transcript is spliced from 5 exons.
AUGAUCCCAAACCAGCUGAGGGUCAGCCCUCUGGUGUCCAGGCAGGAAGAAGAGACAAUGGAUGGCAGCACUGCCUCUGGGCAGGACAGAGAUGGUGCCAUUGCAGGGCACAACCAGGGGGUGAAGACGGAGCCCUGUUUCCAGACCAACUCUCUCUUGCCUUCCCCCAGCACAUCCCUGAUAUCACAGCUCCUCAGCCACCCGAUGGUUGGCAGGAGCCUGGAUCCUUCCAUCCUUUUCCCUUCUUCCCAGGCAGUGGCCCUGCCUCAGGACUACGAGUGUAGUGCCUCUCCUGGAGAAGGAGCAAAAGCCCUGGCUUUCCCCACAACCCGAGCCCCAGCUUCCAUGCCCUGUGCUGGUGACAGGGACCAGCUCUCUGACCAGCACCUACGAGCCAAGCGGGCCAGGGUGGAGAGCAUCAUCCAAGGCAUGAGCCUCCCACCAACCCCCCAGGUGUUUGGCACCAGCCUGGAGGCAGCUUUCGGGCAUGAGAGGGAGAGGGGUGGUGAGAUGCCCCGGGAGAGCAAGAGGAAGCCGAGGGUGCCCCAGCAGGGCACAGGGGCAGCUGGGCAAGUGGCUCCCGUGGUGGGCAGUCCCCGUGCCGAGGGCUACCAGCAGCUGAAAGAGCAGCUCUGCCUUUUAGAGCAGCAGCUGAGGUGGCUUCAGGAGAAGUUCUCCCAGGUCUGUGACUCUGUGGAUGCUGCCCAAACCCAGGAAGGUGCCGAGAAAGCACAUCCACUGCCUGGGAAACCUGGAGACAGACCGGACAAGGACAGUGCUGCUGCCACUGGCAACCUGUGCAAAGCACCUCUCCGGAGGAGUGUCCUGGAGGUGCAUGGGCCAGAGGAGGACAAGGACAGAGGUGACACAGUUGGGUUGCCCUCAGCAGCAAGGGUCCUCUCGCAGGCGCUGAAGGAUGAGCUGGCCGGGGUGACAUCGCAGGUGGUGGACUCCGUCCUGAAGACCAUCUGGCCAAAGGCAGCCAGCCACCUUCUGCAGCAGCACCACAGCCUCCCAGUGUCAGGGCCAGGUGCCAGGAGGGAGUAUGUUGCUGCUGGGAAAUGCAGAAAGCCACUUGCUAAGCCAUCUCCCACCAGUGCACUGGGCUCGCUGAGCUCACCCCAGGCUGAGGCCCUGUCAGGAACUUCAGGGAAGAGCCCGGGCUCUCAUGCUGUCUCCUUCAGUUCAAAGGGGAUCAGAAAACCCUGUCAAGUACAGAACAUGGGUUAUCCACUGGGCUCGGCCACCCCCGUCCAGGACAGCCAGCUGCUGAGCCAGCUGCUGGGCUGCGGCCAGCACGGCCCCUGGGGCAGCAGCUCUUGUGGGAGCCCUUCUGCUCCGGAGAGGGGUCCUCUGGAGUCCCUCAACUUGCACUGGGGAACCGUCAAACUGAGGUCAUCAGUCGUGAGACAGCAGCAGCAGCAGCAUCCCCUGCCCCUCAGCCCUGCCGACGUGGAGAGCCUGGCGCUGCUGCCAGCUGGCAGGGACGGCCGCGGGGAGCUGCAGGCUGUGAUGGAUGGAGCGCCCUUCACCUCCACCCAUAUAUCCUUUGGGCAGAUCCAGGAGGCGCUGACCCCCGGCCACCUGAAGAAGGCCAAGCUGAUGUUUUUCUUCACCCGCUACCCCAGCUCCACCCUGCUGAAAACCUACUUCCUCGACGUGCAGGUAAAGCGGCAGCACCUGAUCUGGGCUGCCAGGUUUUCCCUCUGUGCUUUUGAUGAGGCUCCAAGCUGGUGUAACGCCUGUCCUCUGGCUCUCCCCCCGCAGUUCAGCCGCUGCAUCACCUCCCAGCUCAUCAAAUGGUUCAGCAACUUCCGUGAGUUCUACUACAUCCAGGUGGAGAAGUUUGCCCGCCAGGCUCUGCUGGAGGGCGUCGUGGAUGCUGGUGCCCUUCGGGUCUCCCGGGACUCGGAGCUCUUCCGUGCCCUCAACACACACUAUAACAAGGGAAACGACUUCGAGGUGCCGGGGCGGUUCCUGGAGGUGGCCAGCCUGACGCUGCGGGAGUUCUUCAACGCCGUCAGGGCGGGCAAGGAUGCUGACCCCUCCUGGAAGAAACCCAUUUACAAAAUCAUUUCCAAACUGGACAGUGACAUCCCGGAAGGGUUCAAAGCCACCAGCUGCUCCCAGGAACUGCUCCGCAGCUGA